AUGUUGACCGACGCAAUUUGGCUACGCACGCGACGAAGCCGCUUCGUCUUCUUCCUCAUCUGCUCUCCUUUACUAAUCCCCCUCCUCUGCGCAUCCAUCCCUCUCCUCUGCGCCGCCGAGAUCUUCAGCCGCCUCCGCAGUCGCCAUCCAUGGUUCGCGAAAUCCGCCGAUGAAGAUGAUUUGCGGCUCCGGAGAUGUGAGGAAGGAUGCAAUUGCGGCGGAUUUGGACCGGAAGAAGCCGGAUUGCUUCAGAGAUACUUGGAAGAUCAGUUGAUUUUGGUUAGAUCCGUUUACGAUUGCGGCGAAGGAGAGCAAGAUCAAGAUCCCGAUCGAAUUAUCGUUCCUCUCUUAUCGUAA
This is a messenger RNA of Microthlaspi erraticum, 357 nucleotides long. The record is from the annotation of a GenBank genome assembly. Lineage: Eukaryota; Viridiplantae; Streptophyta; Magnoliopsida; Brassicales; Brassicaceae.